Molecule: messenger RNA, 893 nt
Organism: Acyrthosiphon pisum (pea aphid)
Lineage: Eukaryota; Metazoa; Arthropoda; Insecta; Hemiptera; Aphididae
Exons: 4
Coding region: 156-830 (224 amino acids)
Source: RefSeq, a predicted model, not a curated record
AGGGUCUCUCGCUACCAGUGCGAUCAGUGUACCGACUUUUUCAAAAUCACUAUUCGUCUUGCUCGUUCCUCUCACACAUCCAGAUUUUCACCAUUUGUUCAACAUACGUUUAUCCAUUUUCUCAAUGGUAUCUCAUUGACAGACAAUACACCACAAUGACGUCGCCAGUUGUAGUUAUUUUGUCGAUUUUCGCUAUUCUCAUCAUUUCCAGCGAGGCAGCCACCAUACGAGACUAUGAUGAAUUUCCAGGAAGUAACAUUAUCAAAGGCACGUGCCCAGCAAUUGGACUUACCGCAGCAGAAUACAGAGUGACUGUCAUCACCGAGACGAGAUCGGAGUCAAUGGACAUCGGUGGGUGUGCCUCCAUCGAUUUACAGUCACCUGACGUUACAAAAAAUUCAUUUAACAUGUGGAUUGGAAGUUUGAAGAAUGGCAUGCAACGUUGCCGUGAGGAUGAUAUGGAACAAUUCAACUUUACCUGUGUGUCUUUGCCGCAAUCAGAAGACUUCAUGAAGGGAAUUAUGUUUGCACAAAUAUUAGGCCGAGUCAAUACCAAGGGGAGCAAACAAAGAUGUGCCAUUCACGACAUGGUCAAAGGAAACGCAACGAUGUUCAGAAUUGCGGUUAGUGGUAAUGAUUCAUGCCACGGUUUGGCUGAUCUAUUACAAUCAAACCUACAAACAACGAUUCCCGAUGGUGCCACGGUACUGCAAUUAAACAGAAUCAGAUUGGUAUCUAACCAAUUACGAUCAGAAGAUAGUGCACCGAAUGGGUAUGGCCAUUCAAAUGUUAUUAACCACUUUUCUGGUAGCUGGGUCAAUAAAUUGUAGGCACUUACCUAAAUAAUCAUUUCCUGAUUACAAUUAUUAUAAUAAAAAACUUCGAAAAAUAAA